Pseudogymnoascus verrucosus is the source of this 2410-nucleotide messenger RNA. RefSeq lists its product as uncharacterized. Bases 242 to 1597 code for a protein of 451 amino acids. Gene Ontology annotation, cellular component: Golgi membrane. Gene Ontology annotation, molecular function: glycosyltransferase activity. Gene Ontology annotation, biological process: GPI anchor biosynthetic process. The record is from RefSeq and is a predicted model, not a curated record. NCBI's taxonomy places the organism in Eukaryota, Fungi, Ascomycota, Leotiomycetes, Thelebolales, Thelebolaceae. The transcript has a single exon.
CUCUUAUUUGCCUCUUUGGGGGAAUUACCUUGGAAGUAGCUCGGCGCUGUUCCAAAUGAAAGACAAGGCUGUUGCACCAACCCAAGGGGUGGUGGUAGGUAGUUGAUUAGUGUCGCUGCUUACCUACUCGUAUACGCUGGGCCGCGCGCGACACCUUUAAAUUCUUGGCCUCAGUAAUCUUGCCUUGCCCCUAAGAUAUUAUAUCCAGAUCCCAGAACCAGACAUCAACUCUUUCGCAGCUAUGUUCUGGGGCCGCGGGCUCUUAUCCGGCGGGUACUCACGCGUCGCCAAUGGCGGGCUGACGGUGAGGCAUCACUCCCCCUUCACGCGGUGGCACAUCAACGCCUUCACUGCCCUGUCGCUGCUCUUCCUCGCCGCCAUCGUCUACUGCCACCAGACAUUCUACCGCGACCCUGGCUCCUUCUUCUUCGACCCCAUAGAGGGAUACCGCCCUUUCUACAGCGUCGUGCGCCAAUCGCAGGUGAACGAGUUCCUCAUUGCCGAGGCGACCUCGCCGAGCCCGCCACGAAACACCCUUGGCGGCACCGAUGCCGCCCAUAAACCCACCCUCUGCAUUGGCAUGUCGAGUGUGAAGAGGCCCGAAGACCAAUAUGUACAGGUAGCCGUCGGAUCGCUGGUGCGGGAUCUGACACCAGAGGAGCGGAACAGCAUUCACUUCGCGGUCUUGUUCGCACACACGAAUCCCUCCGACCACCCCUUAUUCAAUGCGCCGUGGCUGUCUGGACUGCUCGACGCGCCGCUCAGCUACAAUGUCUCUGAUUCCCAGAUGGCUCACCUGAAGGAACUGGAGAAGGAGCGCAAGUUCAACGAAAAACUCAUGUUCGACUUCCUCUACCUGAUCGACCACUGCCGCCAAACUGGAGCAACCUGGAUCGCCAUGGUCGAAGACGAUGUCCUGGCACAAGACGGGUGGUACCACCACACGCUCCGCGCCCUCGAGGAGGUGAAGGAGAAGCACGAUGAGAACAAGACAUGGGUCUACCUGCGCCUCUUCUACACCGAGAAGUUCCUGGGAUGGAACUCGGAAGAGUGGCCCACAUACCUGGCAUGGAGCAUCUUCUUCGCGACGAUCCCCGCGCUCCUCGCCCUUAUCAUCCGCAACCGCGCCCCCUCCGCGCGCAAGAACCUCACAAACUCCUUCAUCGCGACGAUCUGCCUCGGCUUCGUCCCCGCCAGCAUCAUACUCUACUUCCUCGCUGGGCGCGUCAGCAUGCAACCGCUACCACCAGGAGUGAGCCUCAUGAACAACUACGGCUGCUGCGCGCAGGGCCUCGUGUUCUCGCAGGACAUCAUGCCGAAGCUCGUGGCGAGGUUGGAGUCCGUGCCGCCCGGUCCGGCGGAUGUGGCGGUUGAGACGUGGGCGAUCGAAGAGGAUUUUGAGAGGUGGGCGCUGACGCCGAGUGUUAUUCAGCAUAUUGGGAGGAAGACGAUGAAGCAGGUGUUCGGUGAGCCGGAUAAACCCAGUGAGAGGUACAGCAUUGGAGCUGCGAGGGGGUUGUGGAAUUUUGGAUUCGAAUUGCAUGAUAGCGAGGCGUUGAAGUUUGAGCAUAUGAAGGUUUCGGGACAGCUUGGAUGAGUGCGGUUGUUGUGAGGGGCUACGAGAGUGCUUAGCCUGCCUGCUGAGGUCUCGUGGUUGAGUCUUGAUCGGACAGGGAAGGAGCGUUCUUCGUAACUUCCUCGCCGAGUUCUCGGGCAGACAGGGAAGGAGCGUUGCUGCGUAACUUCCUCGUCAAGUGCUCGGCCAGAUAUGGAAGGGUCGUUCUACAUAACUUCCUCGUCGAGUAUUCGAUCAGACUGGAAGGAGCGUUCUGCGCAACUUCCUCGUCGAAUAUCCGGCCGGACAGAAUCGCCCUUCUAGAGCUACCUCGAGAAAGCCGUCGUCUACCUUCCCAACGACGGCAUAUUAAUGAUUACACGAAAUAUAGUUGCUUCCCGCCACUAAAGCACAACCAGCAGCAAAGAAUUGUACAAUAUAGAUAUCGCACAUGCAGCACAUGAUCGUUGCCGCAGAACUACACAACUUGAACCAGUUGGCGUUCAUCUGAUGCCUCGUCAUGGACACAUUGCGUCCUAUCUUGGAUAGAUGAUCAUCGGUUCGACGUGUGGGUGCUAUGGGGCGUUACGGGGAUAGAUUAUGGGGCAGGGGUUUUCAAACUCCGGUUCGGGGACGUGUAAUAUAUGGGUCUUCAUAAUGUAUAUCUAUCUGGAUGUAAAAUAUGACCAUGCUAUGCCUAUUGGCAAAGCGCAUUUGAAAGACUAAAUAUUCUAAUCAACGAUGCGACAGUGCCUUUGGAUAUCUGGGAAGUCAUCUUGCUUACUGCUUACAUAACACUCACAUCUUCGUAACACAACGCUAAGAUGAUCCCAACAUACGAUCGACCCCUCAUAU